Molecule: messenger RNA, 8949 nt
Organism: Chrysochloris asiatica (Cape golden mole)
Lineage: Eukaryota; Metazoa; Chordata; Mammalia; Afrosoricida; Chrysochloridae
Exons: 24
Coding region: 1-8949 (2982 amino acids)
Biological process (GO): visual perception; lens development in camera-type eye
Molecular function (GO): structural constituent of eye lens
Source: RefSeq, a predicted model, not a curated record
AUGUCCGGCGGCCGAAGGAGGGGUGGCGCCCCCUGGCAUAGCCUCUCUCGGUUCUUUGCUUCCCGGAGCCCUUCCCGGGACAAGGAAGAGGAAGAGGAGGAGAGGUUGGGGUCGAGCCAGACGCCAGCUCCAGACCGGGGCGCUGCCAGUGUUGAAAAUGAACCCAUGACCACAAGUCAGAAAAAGGAAAAUGUGCAUUCAUCAGAAGCAGUAAAGAUUCAAAAUGAGGACAAAAGGAACCAUGCUGAAAAGCCAAUCACUCCUCCAGUGCAAGAAGAUUCCAAAAAGCCAAGUGAUCUUUCCAGCUCUGCUUCCGAUACCAAAAUAGGAGAAGGCGAUAGACAGCCUAAAGAAAGCUUUUUCCAGUUUCUUGGUAACCUCUUCAAUAUCUCAGGAAAAUCAUCUCUUGGUGAAACCAAACAGUCUUCUUUCAAAGAUGACCAUGACAAAACUGAGAAAGAUUUACCAAAUCACAGUGACUCUCCUGAGGAAGGGGUCAAAAGGGAGAAGGAGAUUAUCAGCAGCUCCAUUGGAGCUCAGCCGCUUCCAACAGAAGAACAGGAUUCCAACUCAACUGAUCCCUCAGAUGCUUUUUCUUUGGAUACAACACAAGACAGUGAACAGGAAGCUAGUGAUUUGCUAAAACAAAGUGAUGACACACCAGAGAAACCUUCAGUAACAUAUGCAACAUAUCGGGGCCCCAGGCAAAUUAGGAAAUACUUAAAGAAACAGACUGCGUUAGAAACUGUGGAUCACUUGGAUGGAGGAAAGGAAAGUUCUGACCCUGUGGAAAGCGCACACACUGGCCCUGGAAGUGAGGCUGGAGCAGUGGUAGCUCCAAAAACAUCAUCAUCAACUAGCACAGACCCAUCUCUGAAAGGACAUUUUCUUGGAGGCCUGUUAGAGGACUCUGAUUGUAGAAAAAUAAAUGUGAGCACAGAAAGCCAUCCAACAAACAACUCAGAACUGCAAAACAGUGCUGCUUCUAAGGAUGUUUUUAAUAAAACUGAUCCUGGGGGACUUGAGAGAAGUAGGUCAUCCCCUUCUCUGAUGAACUCCAACUCCGCUCUUGGAGAAAAUGAUUCACAGCGGCCUCUGAGUUGUGUACCAGUUUCUCAGACUGACAGAAAUUUGGUAUGUUCAGCUUUGUUUACAGGAAGUAACAACAGCAGUGCUCCUUGCAAUCCAGAUUUUCAGAGGAGAACUAUGACAGAAAACACAGUAAAAGAAAGCACUUGUUUGCCAAAUAAUAGGACAUUGGUGCAAAGAGGAGGGCCUGUCAAACUUCAGAGCCCUGCUGCUUCUGACCUCGCUUGUGGUAAAGCUGAUGGGAGUGACACUACCAAACAGGAAAGUGCAAAUUUGCCAAGUCCAAAGGUAUCAAUUAGGCACGAAACUCUGCAGUUGCCAGACAGUAAGUGUUCUGACACACAACCCAUAGAUAACUCAUUAAAGCUGGCUGCCCAUCACACUGGUACCAUUGCUUUCCAGAGACAUGUUGUGACAGACCCAGAAUGUGUAAAUGAAAGAAAGCAGUCUGCUGCUCGAGACUCUCAAAUACAUUCAGCUGUUACAGAAGUCAAGCAAGAAACAGAAAGCUCUUCACCUGUGGAACACACAACUUCAAGUACUACGAAUGCUCUAAAAAGUAGAAACGAGUCAUUACCCAAAGACACUGACCAGUUUGCAACAGAAACCAAAAAGCUUGCCAUUAGGCCUUGUGACACAACUCCUCAAAUUAUUAGAAUAAAUCAAAAGGACUUGGCCUCUUUAAAAUGUACCAGUGAAUCAGCAGUUGUAGCAUGCUCAGAAAAUAAAUUAGCACCUGAACUGAGUUUUAAAGUGAAUAGAAAUCACAUUUCAGAACCACCUUUUGUCUCUGAGAAUCCUCAACAAGCCAAAGUAUCAAUGGAUGCUAAAACAUCUCAUACCCUUGACUGUAAGAAGUUAAAUUUCAAUACUUCACCCCCUACCUCUGUUUCUGGUGUUGGCAUGCUUGGCAAGUUGGAGAUGCCUGUUUUAAAGGAUAAAGGUACUGUGCUCAUUGAAACAGGGGGUGUCAAUAGUACUGGUGUUUCUUGUCAAUGUCAGGACAAAAAUGUGGCAAAUUGUGUUGAAACUGCAGAUGGAACGAGGCCUCCUUCUUCACUCCACCUUAAGCACACACCUUCAAGUUUUGAAUCCAGGGACGUUUUCCCUGAUAGUAAAGAAUACCAGGUUUCACUCGAUCCUGAAAGCAGUGAUGUCCUCUUAACAGGAGCAGGCCUGUUGAGCUCUGAGUCUGGAAGCCGCUCUAAGAACCACAGUUCAGUUUCAUCUCAAAGGCCUAAUAAAGCGAAGCGAACUCCUUCCGACACUAAAGUAAAUAAGAGCACUUUGCAUAAGUCUGGUUCUUUUUCCUUGGAAGCCAAAGCUGAUACAUUUGCUCAGAUGUUACCAAAAGCUGAAGUAGAUUGUCAGAAUGGUGUUCCUGUUGAAUCAUGUUCUAGAAGAAGAAAAACUAUACCCCUACCCAAAAAUUCUGUUUCUCAAACUGAUCCCAGAAUGAUUUCUCAGAGUAAAAUUUCUUCUUCUACAUCUGAAAUAACAGAUGUCCCAGCAAAGCCAAUUUUGUCAGAAUUGCCUUCUUUAGAUAACAGUGUUCAGUCCUUAGAUGAUGAGAUGAAAGAGAAAUGUUUAGAUUUUGACUAUAGACAGAAUUACCAAGCUGAGGUUUUUACUCCUGCCACCAACUCCCAAGAUAAACAGGAGACAAAGGUGGAAGCAUUUGGUGAUCCUCUUCUUCUCCCAUUACUUCCUGUUCAUGAUGGAAAAAUCACUAGGCAACUGUUACACAGUCAUGAAACUGAACCUUACAUGGUUUGUGAGCCUUUAGAGACUCAUGGGACCAAAAGUUUUCCAGCUGCUUCUGGACUCUCAGAAAUGGCAGAACUCAGCUUAACUAAUAUCUCUCCAAAAUUCCAAGAAACUGACAGCAUAAAAGUAAAUUCACCUUUUCUGAGUUCUGAUGUCAGUUUGGGAAAAAAUGCCUCUGCAGCUGCAGAUUCAAGCUGGCUUAAUGUCCCUUCUGUGCAGAGAUCAGAACAGAAAGCCUCAUCUCACAGAGCGAAAGAGAGUGCUCCUUUCCUAAGGGGUUGUAUUGAUGAUGUGUCGUCUUUGUCUGGUAACUCAGAAGAAGUUAACAUGGUUACAGGUUCAUGUAAUCUAAAAAAUAAUAACUCUCAAAAAGUUACCAUAGGUCUCACACAUGAAGGUGUCCCCUUAACUAACCUGCUGUCCCCUGAUAUCUCUUAUUUGGAAUGUGAAACAUCUAUCCCAACAGGGGCAGAAGUGACCCCACUUCGGGAACCUUUUGGGGUUCAUCCUGGGAAAGGAUCUCUUGAGUUCCCAGCUGCUGCCCAGUUUGACAAUCCCAUGGAAGCAGAGGCUGCAGCAGUUGCUGGGGUUUCAGUGUCAGUUAACAGCUCAGGACAGCAGUGUUCUGAAGCAUCUGCUGAGCAUAUAGAAGCAAGGAGAAGAGCACAUGACCAACUUUUGGACUCUAAAAGUGGCUUACUUAAAAAGGCUGAUACUUUAAUUGCUGAGAUCUUUAACACUGUCAGAGAAGAACUGAAGUCUAAACCUACAGUUGGCAUUCACGAAGGACCUAUAGCCACAAGUAGUAUAAUGAAUCCAGGCACUCUGAAAGAAGACAUCCCUGAGAAAAACACGUCAGAAGAGGUGAUACCAACAGGAAUCCUACUGGCAGAUCAUUUGGAGGAGCAGGACAUGGAAAACACAUCAGAAAGCAAAGGGGAAGAAAAGGCCAGUGUUUUGCUUAAAGUUGGUGAGAAGAGUCUUCUUUUUGAUUCUGAUAGAAUGGAUGUGUCUUGUUUGUUAGAAGAUCAAGCUAGGGAGUUAGUUGAUGAGAUUAUUUAUUCAGCCCAAGAGAAUUUGAUACAUGAUGCUUUUGAAGAUACUGAGAAUAUCUGGGAUUCUGAACUUCAGGCUAGUACUUCAAAAAUUCUAAACAGUGAUGAUAUUAAAUCACAUGAUAGAGUUAGGGAGUUCCUGGUAUCAGAGCAGGCAGUAAACCAAAGCACACAUGAAAUGAAUGAAAAGAAAAUUUUAAGUAGAUUCUUCUCUGUAAAUAACUUACUUAGUAGCACAGAGUCAAUUAAAGGAAGAGAAAUUGUUCUCUACCAGAAAUCCCUAUUUUCUCAAAGUGGAGUAGGGUGUUCUGAUAGUAUAAAUUUGCAGGAAUCAGAUACUGCUUUACUAGCUGAAGACAUGCCUCAUGAAGAGUUAGAUGAUGGAAUAAAAACAAAAACACAUUUACUGCUCGAAGAUGACUGUAAACAGAAAAUUGAAACAGAGUGUGUGGAUAAUCACAAAACUGGGACAGACAAAAGGACUCUUUUAUUAAAUUUCAAAUGGCCUCCAUUCGUGAAUGAUGAUAUCCAUGCACCUGGUACAUCCAAGAGCAGCUUAUCUGAUAGUCUAGUGUGUAUAUCUGAAAAAAGCUUGCCAGGACACAGUAGUAAAAGCACACCCCUUUCCCUGUCAGAUAUGGGAAAAGUACACAAAAAGGAUACUGAAGUAAACAAAGGAAAAAUGGAAUUUAUGCCUUCUAUGUUAGAAAUGGGGGAAGCAAGCACAAGGGAUGUUGAAUUGGAUAGUAAGAAAUUUGAGGCAGCUCUUCCUAUGUUAGGAAUGGGAAAAGCACAAAAAAAGGAGACUGAAUUGGAUAGCACAAAAAUUGAGCCAAGAGCUGAUAUUUUUAACAUGGGAGAAGUAUGCCAAAUGGGUGCUGAGAAGUAUAUUGAAAAAAAUGAGGGAUUAAAUGAGGGAUUAUCUGUCAUUUUAGGGAUGGAAAAUGUUUAUAAGAUGAAGGAUAAUGAAGGGGAUAUUGGCAAAACUGAAGUAAUGCCUGUUAUGUCUGAGGCGAAAAAUAUCUAUCAGAAACAUGAUGCUGAAGGGGAUAUUGUAAAGACUGAGGUGAUUCCUGUUCCUUUAGAAAUGGAAAUAAUAUACCAAAAACAUGCAGAAGGGGAUAUUGGCAAGACUGAAAUAUUACCUGUUAUGCCAGAAGUAGAAAGUACCUACCAAAAAAAUGCUGAGAUUAUUGAAAAUGCUGAAGUGAUAUCUGUUAAAUUAGAAAUGGAAGAUAUUUGCCAAACGGAUUCUGAAGGGGAUAAUGACAAGACCAAAGUGGCACCUGUUAAGUCAGAAGUGGAAAAUAUCAACCAAAAAGAUGCUGCGAGGAUUACUGAAAAAACUGAGGUGAUGACUGUUCCAUUGGAAAUGGGAAAUACUUACCCACAGGAUGCUGCAGGAGAUAGUGGCAAAACUGAGGUGACUCCUGUUGUGCUAGACAUGAAAAACACUUACCAGAAGAAUGCUGAAGGUUUAACUAGGAAUACUGAACUGUUGUUACCUUUUAUGUUAGAUGUGAAAGAAGCACACAAGAAGGCACCACCUGUCUCUGCCUGUUCAGGAAUGGAAAAUACAUGCAAAGAAGAUGUUAAAGAGACUUUUGGAACAACUGUGUCCACGCUUCCUAUGACAGAAAUAGAGAGAAGAUCUCCAGAAGAUUCUGAUGGAAAUAGUGAGAAACACGAAGUGUUAUCUACAAGGUCAGACAUUGAGAAAGUAUAUGGAACAGGUCUGGAUUUAACCUUGUCACAAGCAGAGGCCAUGCUUCCUUCUGAACUUGAACCUGAAAAAGUACCACAAGUGUAUCCUGAAGUGAUUGUUGGAGAAAUGGAGGAAGAGCCCUCUGGAAUAAAGGGAAGCUUAAUAGCGUGUGACAGUGGAUACAGAUCACAUUUCAGAGGCUAUGAAUCACCUACAUUAAGCAAGGAUUAUGAAGGCUACCCAGCCUUAGCAGUACCUGAUUUUCAACCUGGGGAUACUGUGGUAAGUCUGGACAAAAGAAUGUCUGUUACUGCCGUAUGUAACAAAAAGACAGAUCUGGACUGUAGCAGUGAAAAAGAACACUCUAACUUAGCCUUUGUUUCUCAGGAUGAACAAGAAAAUCCAUCUUUUACUAUAUUAUAUGAAGAGCCCCUUCAAGAUGAGGACAAGUAUGCUUCUGCAGAAGUAAAAAGAACACAUUCUCUCUUAUUUCCUGACACAUCCCUUGACAGCAUGCCUGCUCUGGCAUGUGAAAGAUCUGAGAGUAGAACUGACCUUGUCCAUCAUUUUGAAAAGGAUACUAAACUGGGUGAGACUUUUGAUAGUGAUCAUUCAGAAAUGUUCUUAUCAGUGGAGGCCAAACGGUACAAAAUUUAUCCCUUAGCUUUGUCUCCCAUCUAUGAGGAUGACAGUUCUCAGGAGGACAUUCUAUCCAGUGAGGUCUCACCUGGGCACCAUGGCUCCACAAAAUCAAGAGAGAGUACAAAUCAGCCGUCUUCUGUUUUAUCACUUCUCCAGUCAGUUUCAGAACGUCUAAAGAUGAAUUUUGAUGAGGAUGGACAGGAGACGGGGAGGGAAGGAGAAGAGGAGGAGGAAGAGGGAGAACUAGUGCAUAAAGGAAAUCUGAGAUCUCGCAGGAGAGAACACAUUACCUUCCAGUUGCCGGAUUCUCCAAUUACAUUUUCCCCUGACGAUGACCAGGAAAGGACUGGAAUUUCUAAGAAUUCAUAUGCAAUGGCAAAUGAACCUACUACCUCAAAUCUGCAAAUUGGUCUGUGGCCAGAAAAAGCCUCGUUUCUACAAAAAUCAGACCUUACUUCUAAACUACAUUCUUCUUUAAAAAGUGCCUAUCAUCAAUAUCUGCAGACUUCCAAAACCCAUUCCUCGGAAAAAGGAGCCAGAUUUGGUGGAAAUUUUCAGGAACCAGUAUCAAAGAGUUCCCAUGUUCAAGACAGCUCAGCCAGAUUAACCUUAUUCACAGAGAAUGUUGACACGGAAACUCUGAGGUGUAUCCCAAGACCUGGAAAGAUGGUUAUCUAUGAUCUUCAUGGACGUAAAUAUAAACAAGAAAUCUAUGGUAAUAUUCCUGAUGCUACAUCAUGGUCCUUUCCAAGUGGGGUACUGAUAAAAGUUGUAAGGGGCUGCUGGAUUUUAUACGAAAAACCACAUUUUCAAGGUCAGAAAUGUGUGUUAGAAGAAGGGGAAAAGGUAUUAAACCGUGACUGGCUUCUUCAGAACAGAAAACAUCCACAAAGAAACUUUGUAUUGGGUUCUAUCAAACGUGUCUUAAAGGAUUGCAGCAUUCCAGAGAUAGAACUUUGUCCGCAGUCUGACCCAACAUGUUGUCCUGUCUACAUACAGCGAGCGGUCCCCAAUUUGGAAGAACUGAAUAUUCCCAAAUCUGUGUCCUUCACUGUGAAGUCAGGAGUUUGGCUUGCCUACCCAGAUAUUAAUUUUAAGGGGCAAGCUACAGUUUUGGAGGAAGAUCAUGGGCUCUUUGAGAUUUCUGCAACUGAAGUGAAAUCAUUGUAUCCACUUCAAAUGGGUGGCUUGAAAGUGGAAAUGCCUAUGAACCUAAAGGUUAUUAUUUAUGAGAAACCUCACUUUUUUGGACAAGCCAUAGAUUUUAGUGAACACAUAGAUUCUGUUCCAAACUUUUUAAAAAAUACUGGUGAUUUUCUUGGAAUUGGAUCAAUUCGUGUCAUCGGUGGUGUGUGGGUUGCCUAUGAAAAAGAACAUUUUAAAGGCCAGCAAUUCCUGCUUGAAGAAGGAGACUUUGAAGACAGUAAUGCCUGUGGGGCACUAAGCGGUCCUAUCUUGUCUUUCCGGUACUUACAAGCUAAUUUUAUAGAGUCUUCUAUCACGCUAUUUGAAUCUGACCUAGAAAAUGGGAAGUUUAUCGACAUUACAAAUCAGGAAAUUUCUGAUUUAGAAGAAAUUGGCUUUGGCAAUGAAACAAGAUCCAUUCAUGUCAAAAGUGGAGUGUGGGUUGCCUACCAGCAGAAAUUCUUCUGUGGAGAACAAUACAUUUUAGAAAAAGGAAAAUAUAAAUGCUUUUUUGACUGGGGAGGAUCAAAUAAUAUAAUCUUGUCAAUACGACCUAUCCGACUGGAACCACUUGGGAUAAAUGAGCCUCCAUAUUUGCUAAAAGCAUUCAGUGAACCAGGAUUCCAAGGUGAAAGCAUAGAUUUUACAAAAGAAAUUUCUAAUUUGACUUCAUUCAUGCCAUGUUCUUUUAAAGUUCUUCGGGGUUGUUGGCUCCUGUAUUACCAAGGGGACAUUUCUGAUAAUCAGUGUGUGUUAGAAGAAGGUCUCUAUGCUGACCUUACUUCCUGUGGCUGCCCAACGUCUGACAUCAAAUCCCUGAAGCCCAUUGACUAUGUAUUUGAAGAACCUUCCAUCAGUCUCUUUGCUCUGGAACAUUGUGAGGGAAGAGAGUUACAUCUAGAAGAGGCCGUGAACUCUGUUCUGAAUAAAGAACUGCACUUCUACACCCAGUCCGUGUGGGUGAAAAGUGGGCUGUGGAUAGCUUAUGAAGGAUCCAAUUUCUUAGGACGACAAAUCCUACUGGAACCUAAUGAGAUUCCAAAUUGGACAGCAUUCAGUGGGUGGAAAACAAUUGGUUCCCUCCGUCCUAUGAAGCAGCCUGCCGUGUACAUCAGAAUAAAGAAUCGAGCCCAGGAUGAGUAUCUGACAGUUACUGGGAAUCUAGCUGACAUGAGGACAACAUCUGUGUGCAUUUCUCCCUACAGUGGAAAAAAUACGCAGAUCUGGCACUACUGUCGAGGACUCUUUAAAUCCAAGGCCAGCGAUACGUGUCUUGAUGUGAUUGGCGGCCGAGACACCCCUGGAGCUAAAGUAGCCCUCUGGACUGAGCAUGGGCAGUUCAGGCAGAAGUGGAGACUGAACAAAAAUGGAACCAUCAGCUCUUAUCUCAGUGAUCACCUUGUCCUUGAUGUUAAAGGAGGAAACUAUUGUGACAAGACUCAUGUGAUUAUAAAUCAGCCCCUAGAGGGAGAAGAAACACAGAAAUGGGACAUAGAAAUAUUGUGA